GGGGAGGGGCUGUUCCCACUUGAGAGGAGACAGUCUGUGAGGAAGGAGCAUCAGGUUGGAAGCCACCAAGCGGAGAGUCAGCGCAUCGCUCCUCUCAUCCUCACUGGCCUGGGGUGCAAGGUGGGAACAGGAAAGCAACUUGGAACCCAGAUCCAUUCAUGUUGUUGUGACCGGAGAAAGGCAGAAAAAUGAAAAUUCGGCUGUGCUCAGCAGUGACAGCAUUUUGUGCUGUGCUGCUUCUGUCUUCCAUAGAGGCUGAAGUUGGUCCACCUACAGACUUAAAUUUUGAAAUAGUAAAUGAAAAUACAGUUCGAAUGUCAUGGCAAAGGCCGGCAGAAAGAAUAAAGGGUUACAAGAUUACUAUCGUCCCUACAAUUGAUGGACCAGAAAAGGAACUAGAUCUUCCAGCUUCUGCUACGCAAACCAUACUAACUGAACUUGUACCAGAUGUGGAAUAUGUUGUGACAGCUAUUUCAUAUGAUGAAUUAGAGGAGAGUGUACCUGUGUUUGGCCAACUUACAAUUCAAACAGGAGGUCGAGUGACACUUGAAGAGCCUAAACUUGAGACAAGUAAAUCACCACGCUGCUCUAUUAGUUCUGUUGCUGAUGUAGUUUUCCUUGUGGAUGGAUCAUGGAGUGUUGGAAGAAACAACUUCAAAUAUAUUCUCGAUUUCAUGGUUUCUCUGGUCUCAGCCUUUGAUAUUGGGGAAGACAAAACCCGAGUCGGUGUUGUGCAGUAUAGCUCUGACACUAGGACUGAGUUUAACCUGAACAGUUAUUACAAGAAAGAGGAAUUAGUAUCAGCCAUAAAAAGAAUACCAUACAAGGGAGGCAAUACAAUGACAGGUGAUGCCCUUGAUUACCUGAUUAAGAACUCCUUUGUCAAAACUGCCGGCUCAAGAAAAGGAUUUCCAAGAAUAGCUAUCAUUAUAACUGAUGGUAAAUCCCAAGAUGAAGUGGAGAUUCCAGCAAGAGAGCUGCGUAGCUUAGGGGUUGAAGUUUUUUCCCUUGGUAUAAAAGCAGCAGAUGCAAAAGAACUCAAACAAAUAGCUUCUCUGCCUUCCUUGAAACAUGUUUUUAAUGUUGCUAAUUUUGAUUCGAUUGUGGAAGUGCAAGAUGAAAUAAUUACUCAAGUUUGCUCAGGAGUUGAAGAGCAGCUAAGUGAGCUUGUUAGUGGAGAAGAAGCUGUUGAGCCUCCUUCAGAUAUGACUGUUACGGAAAUUUCUUCCAAAUCAAUGAAGAUCACCUGGAGACCAUCGCCAAGCCAAAUUACAGGCUACAGGAUUCAGCUUCUUCCAAUGUUAGCGGGAAGUAAACAACAUUCACUGAACCUUGGCCCUCAAACUACAAGUAUAAAUGUAAAAGAUCUCUCCCCUGAUACAGAAUACCAAAUAAAUUUAUAUGCCAUGAAAGGACUCACAGCAAGUGAGCCAAUCUCAACACUGGAAAAAACCCAGGCUGUGAAAAUUAAAGUCGAAUGUUCCGGUGGUGUCGAUAUAAAAGCAGAUGUCGUUCUGCUUGUUGAUGGCUCCUACAGUAUUGGUGUAGCUAAUUUUGCCAAAGUUAGAGCCUUCCUUGAAGUAUUAGUAAAAAGCUUUGAUAUUUCGCCCAGCAAAGUACAGAUCAGUCUUGUGCAAUACAGUAGAGAUCCAUUUACAGAGUUUACCUUAAACAGGUAUGACUCAAUUGAAGACAUUCUCAAAGCUGUAAAUACCUUUCCAUAUAGAGGUGGCUCUACCAACACUGGCAAAGCAAUGACCUACGUGAGAGAAAAGGUCUUUGUUGAAAUUAAAGGAGCAAGACCAAACGUCCCUAGAGUCAUGAUUCUUAUCACCGAUGGAAAGUCAUCAGAUGCCUUUAAAGAUCCAGCUAUAAAACUGCGGAAUUCAGAUGUUGAGAUUUUUGCAGUUGGUGUGAAGGAUGCAGUGAGAUCUGAGCUGGAGGCCAUUGCUUCUCCUCCUUCAGACACCCAUGUGUACACAGUGGAAGAUUUUGAUGCUUUUCAAAGGAUUUCUUUUGAGCUAACACAGUCUAUCUGCCUUAGAAUUGAGCAAGAGCUACAAACAAUAAAACGUAAAUCUUUGACCCCUGCAAGAGAUUUGGCUUUCUCUGAGGUUACAUCCAACAGUUUUCGUGUGAACUGGUCUCCUGCGGCUGAGGAUGUUUUGUCAUACCUUGUUAAAUAUAAGGUGGCUGUUGGAGAAGGUGAAGAAUUCAUCGUUUCCGUGCCAGCACCAAAAACAACCACAGUUCUUUCAAAUUUACUUCCAGAAACUACUUAUGCUGUGGCUGUCCUGGCAGAAUACGAGGAAGGAGAGAGUCCUCCAUUAAAUGGGGAAGAAACAACUUUAGAAGUUACUGGCCCACCAAGAAACCUGAGAGUAAGUGACGAAACAACUGAUAGCUUUAAAGUUGGCUGGUCACCAGCUCCUGGCAAUGUACUGAGGUACAGAAUUGCCUACCGGCCUGUGGCAGGAGGGGCAAGAAGAGAGGUUACAGUCCCAGGAAGGGAGACCGUGACAACACUCCAGAACCUCACACCUGAUACAAAGUACCAAGUAUCUGUGAUUCCUGAAUAUCAUUCGGGUCCUGGAAAACCUUUGACAGGAAAUGGAGCCACAGAAGAAGUGUUGGGAGAACCAAGGAAUCUGAGGGUUUCUGAUGCCACAACCUCCAGUUUAAAACUGUCCUGGGAUUCGGCACCAGGCAAAGUGUUACAGUAUCUUGUAACUUACAACCCUUCUGCAGAAGGGGAAACUAAAGAGGUUACAGUAAGAGGAAAUACAACCAGUACAGUACUGAAGGGAUUAGACCCAAGCACCACAUACUCCCUUUCUGUAGCUGCACUCUAUAGAUCUGGCGCUGGCUCAUUACUUACUGGGGAAGGAACAACUCUUGAUGAACGUGGUUCUCCUCGUAACCUGGUAACCAAAGACAUUACAGACACUACAAUUGGAGCAUCAUGGACAGCAGCCCCAGGGAUGGUUCGUGGUUACAGAAUUGCAUGGAAGUCUCUUUUUGAUGAUGACUCUGGAGAAAAGAAUGUUCCUGGUGGUAUUACUAACACUGUGCUGGAAAACCUGAGGCCAGAAACAAAGUAUAAAAUUUCAGUGUUUGCUAAUUAUAGAAGUGGAGAAGGAGACCCUCUUGAAGGAGAAGCCACCACUGAAGCGUCACCAAGUGCCAAGCUGCUUAAAGUCAGUGAUGAGACAGAAACUACAAUGAAGGUAACCUGGCAGCCUGCCCCAGGAAAUGUUGCAAAUUAUCGGGUUAUAUAUCGGCCGAAGCUUGGAGGAAGGCAAGUGGUCGCUAAAGUGCCAGCUACAGUCUCCUCAACAGUACUGAAAAGGCUUCAACCUCAAACAACCUAUGAUAUUACAGUUGUUCCUGUUUAUAAGGCAGGGGAUGGAAAACCAAGACAAGGAGAAGGGACAACAGCUUCUCCUUUCAAGCCCCCAAGGAAUCUGAAAACAUCUGACCCCACAAUCUCAACUUUCCGAGUCACCUGGGAACCUGCUCCUGGUGAAGUUAGGGGUUAUAAAAUCACAUAUUUUCCUUUUGGAGAGGAGCAAUAUUUGGGAGAGUUAGUAGUUGGACCAUAUGAUAACACUGUGGUACUAGAAGAACUCAGGGCAGGAACAUCUUAUAAAGUCAAUGUAUUUGGAGUUUUUGAAAAAGGAGAGAGUGUACCUUUAAUUGGACAAGAAAUGACAACAUUGUCAGAUGCUCCUGAAGUUCGCAUUGAUUCGUCAGGCCUGGAAUGCAAAACUAAAGCUGCAGCUGAUAUAGUGUUGCUGGUGGAUGGCUCUUGGAGUAUCGGCCGCCCAAAUUUUAGGACCGUCAGGAGUUUUAUAGCACGACUGGUUGAAGUCUUUGAUAUUGGCUCAGACAGAGUGCAGAUUGCCUUGGCCCAAUACAGUGGGGACCCUCGAUCUGAAUGGCAACUCAAUGCUCAUAGCACAAAGAAGUCUUUAAUGGAUGCCGUUGCAAACCUUCCUUACAAGGGGGGUAACACUCUUACAGGCAUGGCUCUGAAUUUCAUCUUGCAAAAUAACUUCAAGGCAGAGGCAGGCAUGAGAGCAAAGUCAAAGAAAAUUGGUGUCUUAAUCACUGAUGGAAAGUCACAAGAUGACAUUGUUGCACCUUCCAAAAAGUUACGAGACCAGGGAAUAGACUUAUUUGCAAUUGGUAUCAAAAAUGCUGAUGAAAAUGAACUGAGGCAGAUUGGCUCAGAUCCAGAUGAGACUUACGUAUUUAACGUUGCCGAUUUUUCUUUGCUUGUCAAUAUUGUUGAUGACCUCACUACCAAUCUAUGUAACAGUGUGAAAGGCUCAGGAAAUGAACUGGAGCCACCUUCAGACCUAGUAACAUCAGAGCCUACACCACGGAGCUUCAGAGUCACAUGGAAUCCACCUUCUCACAGUGUAGACCGAUUUAGGGUGGAAUAUUAUCCAGUGUCUGGUGGUCGACCUCUGGAGGUAUUUGUUGGCAGAUCAGAUAGAACUACGGUUUUGACUAAUUUAAAGCCAGAAACAGAGUAUGUUGUGAAAGUGUAUUCUGUGUUAGAAGGAGAAAGCAGUGAACCAUUAGAAGGCACAGAAACGACAUUGCCCAUCCCUUCAGUCAGAAAUCUUAACAUAUAUGAUAUAGGAACCAGAACAAUGAGAGUUCGAUGGGAAGCUGCGCUUGGAGCUACUGGUUAUUUAUUGCAGUAUGAGCCAGUAAACGCUACUGUGCCUUCAACUGAAAAAGAGUUGAGAGUUGGUGCAUCGGUGACAGAUGUACUUCUGGAAGAUUUAUUCCCCAACACUGAGUACACCUUGACUGUAUAUGCACUUUUUGAUGAGCUGAUCAGUGAUCCUCUUACCUCACAGGAAGUCACUUUACCCAUUCAAGGCGUGGGGAACAUUAGAGUGAGAGAUAUCACUCACAGCUCAAUGAAUGUCCUUUGGAGUGCUGCUCCUGGAAAUGUUCUCAAAUAUAUAGUAAGAUAUAAAACAGAGGAAGAAGAAGAAUUCAAAGAGGUGGAAGUGGAUGGAUCAAGGACAAGUACACGACUUACUGACCUUUUCUCACAAACUCUAUAUGAAAUCAGUUUAACUGCAGUAUAUGAUGAAGGAGUAUCUCAGCCACGUACUACACAAGGAACUACAGCACCAGUACCAGCUCCAGCAAACCUCCGGUUUUCUGAAAUAGCAGUAACAAGUUUCCGAGGUACUUGGGAGCAUGGGGCUCCAGAUGUAGCUUUGUACAGGAUAACGUGGGCACCAGUUGGAGCCAUAGAAAAAAAGAAAGAGACAAUUGUUGAUGGUGAUAUAAACACUUUGGUUUUUGAUGAACUGGAACCAGACACAGAGUAUGAGGUUUCAGUAACUGCGAUUUACCCUGACGAAUCAGAGAGUGAAGAUCUGAUCGGUGUUGAAAGGACAUUGCCUGAAAUAAUUUCUACAACACCUGCCCUAAGGACUGGCCCUAGGAAUCUACAGGUGUUCAAUGCAACACAGAAUAGUUUGACUGUACGAUGGGAUCGUGCUAUGGGCGAUGUGCAAAAAUACAAUAUCUAUUAUAAGCCUGUUUCUGCUGCUGGUGCUGAACAAAUGACAAGUGUUGGUGGAAAGCAGAACAGUGUUGUUCUUCAGCGACUGCAGCCAGACACUCCAUACAACAUUGUUGUUUCAUCAAGGUACAUUGGAGAUGAGGAAGGAGGAAAUAUCUCAGGGAGAGGAAAAACAAAGCCCUUAAAUACAGUGAAGAAUCUAAGAGUGUAUGACCCAACAACAAGCACUUUAAAUGUACGUUGGGAAGCUGCAGAAGGAAAUGUGCGGCGGUAUAAAAUUUACUAUGUACCAACUGCUGGAGGACCAGAGGAAACGGUGACAGUGCCCGGAAAUACAAUCUAUUCAGUUCUUAGGAAUCUUCAGUCUGAUACAUCAUAUACAGUAACUGUUGUUCCUGUCUAUUCUGAAGGAGAAGGAGGUCGUAUGUCAGAAACAGGAAAGACUUUGGUGCGGGGAACAGUUCGAAAUAUUCAAGUAUACAACCCCACAACAAACACUUUGAAUGUUCGCUGGGAGCCUGCGCCUGGACAGGUCCAGCAAUAUAAAGUCAACUAUGCUCCACUUCUUGGAACAAGGCCUACUGAGUCUGUUGUAGUUCCUGGCAAUACUCACAACGCGCUGCUGGAGCAACUUAUUCCUGACACACAGUACUCUGUAAAUGUUGUGGCUCUUUAUGCAGAUGGUGAGGGGGAUCCUAGCCCUGGUGAAGGAAAAACAUUACCUCGCAGUGGGCCAAAAAAUAUUAGAGUUUUUGGAGAGACCACUAACAGUCUCUCUGUGAACUGGGAUCAUGCUGAUGGACCAGUCCAACAAUACAGAAUCAUCUAUUCACCAACUGUUGGAGACCCCAUUGAUGAAUAUACAACAGUGCCUGGUAGGAGAAAUAAUGUGGUACUGCAGCCCCUUUUGUCUGACACGCCAUAUAAAAUUACUGUGGUGGCAGUUUAUGCUGAUGGUGAUGGAGGACAACUGACAGGAAAAGGAAGGACAGUGGGUUUGAUUGCACCACGGAACCUUCAAGUGUCUGAUGAAUGGUACACAAGAUUUAGGGUUUCCUGGGAUAGAAUACCAUCUCCUGUUCUUGGAUACAAGCUGGUUUAUCAGCCACGUGAUUCAGAUGAAUCAAUGGAAGUAUUUGUCGGGGAUGUGAGCUCCUACACUUUGCAGAACCUGUCUCCUGGCACCACAUAUGAUGUGAAAGUUUACGCUCAGUAUGAUACAGGAUUAAGUGGGCCCCUAUCAGGACCUGGGACAACUUUAUACUUAAAUGUAACCGAUUUGACAAGCUAUCAGGUUUCAUGGGACUCGUUCUGUAUAAGAUGGACUCCUCACCGAUCAGCCACUUCCUACAGACUGAAACUGAAUCCAGUUGAUGGAUCUCGAGGUCAAGAAAUAACAGUAACAGGAUCAGAAUCAUCACACUGUUUUAAUGGACUGAACCAAGAUACACAGUACACAGCUACUGUUUUUGUGCAAACACCUAACCUUGAAGGACGAGGAGUUUCAAUAGAUGAGCGUACAUUGAUCAAGCCUACAGAAUCACCAACGACACCACCUGCUCCUCCUCCACCCCCUACAAUUCCACCUGCUCGGGAGGUGUGCAAAGGGGCCAAAGCAGACAUAGUAUUCCUCAUUGACAGUUCGUGGAGUAUUGGUGAUGAUAACUACAAUAAAGUCCGUCAGUUUAUCUUCAAUACUAUUGGAGCAUUCGAUGUAAUCAACCCUUCUGGAAUCCAGGUCUCUUUUGUGCAGUUCAGCGAUGAUGCCCAGACGGAGUUCAAGUUGAACACUUAUGCCGACAAAUCACAGGCUCUAGGAGCACUUGCCAAUAUCAGAUACAAAGGAGGAAACACAAAAACAGGAAAGGCUCUUAAAUUUGUCCACGAGAAAGUGAUGACAGUUGAGAAUGGAAUGAGAAGAUCUGUUCCUAGGGUUCUGGUAGUGGUGACUGAUGGCAGAUCUCAGGAUGAUGUUAAGAAAUCAGCCUUGGACAUUCAGCAAUCUGGUUUUAGUGUCUUUGUCAUUGGUGUGGCUGAUGUGGAUUAUAAUGAGCUAAGAAACAUUGGCAGUAAACCAAGCGAGCGCCAUGUUUUUAUAGUCGAUGACUUUGAUGCUUUUGAGAAGAUUGAAGAUAACCUGAUCAACUUUGUAUGUGAGACUGCAACAUCCACUUGCCCACUUAUUUACCUGGAAGGAUACACUUCACCAGGUUUCAGAAUGCUGGAAGCAUAUAACCUGACAGAGAAAACUUUUGCCUCAGUACAAGGUGUCUCAAUGCAACCAGGAUCUUUCAACAGUUUCCCUGCAUACAACCUACAUAAAGAUGCCUUCAUUUCCCUGCCUACCUCAGAAUUGCACCCAGAAGGAUUACCACCUUCAUAUACGAUUAUAUUGCUAUUCCGUCUGCUGCCAGAAACUCCCAAUGAGCCAUUUUCUCUAUGGCAAAUAACAGAUAAAGGUUACAAGCCACAAGUAGGAGUAAAUCUUGAUCCAUCUAAGAAAACACUGUCGUUCUUUAAUAAGGGAGCUGCUGGGGAUACUCAGACAGUAACAUUUGAUGGGAAUGAAGUGAAGAAACUCUUUUAUGGAAGCUUCCACAAGGUUCUCAUUGUGGUUUCUCCAUCAUACGUCAGAAUUUAUAUUGAUUGUAGUGAAGUUGCUGAAAAAGAAAUCAAAGAAGCUGGCAAUAUUACAGCAGAAGGAUAUGAAGUACUUGGGAAGACAUUAAAGGGUGAUAAAAAAUCUGCACCCUUCCUGCUCCAGAUGUUUGACAUUGUGUGUACUGUGACCUGGACAAGUCGAGAUAGAUGCUGUGAUAUUCCUGCUACAAGGGAUGAAGCCAAAUGUCCAGCUCUGCCCCAUUCCUGUACUUGCGCACAAGACAGCGUUGGAGCACCAGGACCCCCAGGCCCAUCCGGUAUUCCCGGUAGUAAAGGACCACGGGGUGACCGAGGUUUGGAUGGACCAGUUGGCCCACCAGGUCAGCGAGGAGAACAAGGUUUGCCUGGUCCACAAGGACCACCUGGACCUCAAGGACCACCUGGACUUUCCAUUCCUGGAGAACCUGGUCGUCAAGGAAUAAAAGGAGAUGCCGGUGACCCAGGAUUGCCAGGAAGAAUGGGUUCCCCAGGGGUGACAGGACCACCAGGGCCUAUGGGUCCACCAGGCACAAGGGGUUUCACAGGAAAGGAUGGUGCAGUAGGACCCAGAGGACCACCAGGACCAAUGGGAGCACCUGGACCUCAGGGAGUGCCAGGUCCAAGUGGGAAACCAGGAAAGCAAGGAGAUAAUGGAUUGCCAGGUCCUCUUGGACAGAAAGGAGACAAGGGUGAGAGGGGAGACAUGGCAUCUCAGAAUAUGAUGAGAUCAGUAGCAAGACAAGUCUGUGAACAGAUGAUAAAUAGUCAAAUGAGCAGAUUUAAUCAGAUGUUGAACCAAAUUCCAAAUGAUUACUAUUCCAAUCGCAAUCAGCCUGGUCCUCCAGGUCCUCCCGGUCCUCCAGGCAACGCUGGCAUGAGAGGAGAACCUGGAGCUGCUGGCAGAUCUGGAUUCCCAGGAACACCUGGUCCUCAAGGACCACCUGGAGAAAGAGGAAUACCAGGAGAGAAAGGGGAGAGAGGGAACCCAGGAAUUGGAUCCCAAGGACCCAGGGGACUUCCAGGACCUCCAGGACCUCCAGGCGAAUCCAGAACAGGACCUCCAGGAUCCUCAGGCUCCACAGGACCUCCAGGACCUUCAGGUCGCCCCGGUAACCAAGGAAUUAGAGGGCCUCCUGGUCCAGCUGGAUACUGUGAUGCUUCAAUGUGUGCAAGCAUUCCUUACAAUGGGCAAGGAUACCCAGGUUCCGGCUAACACAUUUUCUAAGUCUCCAGUGCUGCUUACAGUUUGAACUCAUGAAAAUCCUGUUUCUGAGAUGUUUGCGCACGUGCUUACCUUGAAAUGAUUCUUUUGGGAAAUUUCACCAUGGAUAUAACUAAUGACCCAUGUUGGCAUCAGUAAAAAGGGGACAUUCUUUAUACUAACAACACUCGAAUGGGAACAAGGACUGCGGUGUCAACUUACAAAGCCUGUUGCAUUUCUGUAUUAAGAGAGUCAUGUCAAAUACAAGAAACCUAUAGGGCCUAAUCUAUAUAGGAGGUCAAUAUAACUACUAACUACUGUACCUGAGGUAACCCAUGUAAAAGAGAGAUUUAACCAAAGAAAAUAGAACCAACAUAUGUAAAUAAUAAACUAAUUGUGGCUUGUAAAUGAUGUGUAUGAGACCAUAUCCACUAAAAUCAGUUAACAUUUUUACAAUAGGCUUUUGCAUUCAAGCCUGCUGCUUGCUGUUUGCUGAAAUAACCAUCAUUGACACUCUAUACAAUCUAUGGUGCUACUGCUUGUUAAAAAAAAAUGUUCAGAUAAUCAGACUUUUAAGAAAUGUAUCUGCAAUUAUUAACUGGGUAUAACUAUUUUCUAUUCACCCUGUUUCCGCUAUACUUUUCUAUUUAUUUUGUUCUGCGAAGAAGUAGAGCCAUACCACAGUCAGUUUGCUAUACUAACAUCAGUGUUGUUCAUCUGAAUCUUACCCAAAUUAAAAUGCGUUCAUUAUUUAUCUGUUGCCCUCAAUCAACCAUUUUAAACAGCUAAUAUUUGCAAGGAUUAUGAUUAUCAGCACUAAGGGCAUUAAAUUACAAGAACUAAUUGCUAAAUUAUUUUUAGACAUUUUUACAAGUGAACGUCAUUUCAUAAUAACAACAAAUAAUAUCUUAAACUGUAUGUGUUUCAAAAUAAUGCUCCAUAUGUUCAUGGAUUCAUGUCAUAAGAUAACUAUCUUGUUCAAUCGGGGAACUAUUUUCAACCAGAACCUUAUCAGCCUGAAAGUGGACCGCAGGAGCCAGAGAAUCAGCCUUACGUAGUACCUAUGCAGCAAGAGAGUCCAGAUGAGGAUUUUGAGGACUAUGGACAUGAAUAUGCAGAACAUAUGCGAUGGAGGAGAUCCUUACCAAAGAAAUUUUAAGAUAUUUGUGCAAUUUCCUUGGCUAUAUUUGAAUAUGCAGAUAUACACAGAUUAGCUGGAUAGCACAUUUUGCCAUUCCAUUCCAGGAUACUGCAGCUACAUAAUGAUGGAAAUAAUUUUAACUAACAGAACAAAAAAAAUGAAGCUUUGUUUGAUGUCCCCCUAUAAGCUUGUAAAAUAGUUUUGGCUUAAUUUGAAAUCUGUGAAUAGAGGCAAUACCAUGUAGCAAUGUUAAAUAGCUCUAAUGCAGAUGCAAUUUAAGGCUUUCCAUUGGCUGGUAACCUAAGCAGAGGUUUAGCCCAUUGCAUGCUAGAUGGAAAUGCAGCACAUUACAAAGAAAUGAAUUGCACUUUCAUCUUGCGCUUUUCUUAUCUUUUAAUUGUCAGCUGACUGUAAUAAUUUAGAGUCUGUCAGUCCUUCUGCGCUAUCAUUUUCCAGUCCUUCUGUACUUUCACGUACUACUCAGGCUUCAGUUAUGCUUCAUAAAAGUUAUGCUGCUUUUUUUAUACUAUACUUUCUUUUUAACAUUCAGAAACUUCUCAACAUAGCAAAACCCCUUCACAGAGCUAAGUAUGCUGUGUCAUUUUGAUGCAGGCUUAUAUUGUAGACACAAUAACAGUUACAUGUAUGCCAAGUUUCAGUCAGUCCUACAGAAAAGGAGUUUGCAUGUUUGUGCUGUAUAUUUAGUAUGAACAUUUUUUCAGAAUAUAGUGUUUCUUAGUUCUCAAAGCAGUUUGAAUUUGUCUGCAAGGCUAUGAAAAUAGAAUUGCUGUUUGAAGAUUUUUAACUGCAAAUUGUGAAUUUCACUGCCUUAUAUUUUUAUUUAUUUCUGAAACAAAAGAGGCGUUUUUCAAUAAAACUACUGAAAAUA
Molecule: messenger RNA, 11428 nt
Organism: Xenopus tropicalis (tropical clawed frog)
Lineage: Eukaryota; Metazoa; Chordata; Amphibia; Anura; Pipidae
Gene: col12a1
Product: collagen, type XII, alpha 1
Exons: 66
Coding region: 189-9410 (3073 amino acids)
Biological process (GO): tissue development; animal gross anatomical part developmental process
Cellular component (GO): FACIT collagen trimer
Source: RefSeq, a predicted model, not a curated record